ACAGGACACAGAGGAGAGGAAGAAUUGAAUUGAAUCAAAUCUGAUCUGGGUGCUUCCUUAGACCAAAGACAACCGCAGCCAUGGUCAACACAGGUAUGCAGCUGAUCAGCUUCACAUGUGCGGUGACAGGCUGGAUCAUGGCCAUCGCUGUGACGGCGUUGCCCCAGUGGAAGGUCUCGGCCUUCAUUGGCAGCAACAUUCUGACAUCCGAGAUCAAGUGGGAGGGCAUCUGGAUGAACUGCAUCUACCAGACCACGGGCCACAUGCAGUGUAAGACCUACGACUCCAUGCUGGCCCUGCCUCCAGACAUCCAGGCCGCGCGCGCCCUGAUGUGCGUGGCCAUCUUCCUCGGUUGGCUGUCCUGUACCGUGUCCUGCUGUGGCAUGAAGUGCACCACCUGCGCAGGUGACGACCGUCGCGCCAAGGCGGGCAUCGCGCUAUCUGGCGGAGUCCUGUUCAUCGUCACAGGCCUGUGUGUCCUAGUGCCCGUCUCCUGGACUGCCAACACGGUGGUCCAGGACUUUUACAACCCCAACGUGCCCACUAUGCACAAGCGAGAGCUUGGCCAGGCCAUCUACCUGGGCUGGGCAUCGGCGGUAAUCCUUAUGAUCAGCGGGGCGGUGCUGAGCAGCACCUGCCCCCACAUGGAGAGGGGAGCGGGGGGGUACCACCGGGGGUAUAUGGGCCGGAGCUUUGCUAACUCACGGCCCUCGGCGCCGGAGCCUCCUAAGCCCAUCUCCUCAAACAGCCUUCCCCUGAAGGAGUAUGUGUAGACUGCUGAGUGUGGGCGAUUUGGCGGGAAUGUUACACACGGCAAAGAUGGGGUGACUCAUGAAAAAGACUUGUAU
Hypomesus transpacificus is the source of this 848-nucleotide messenger RNA. RefSeq names its product claudin 35 (gene cldn35). Bases 81 to 773 code for a protein of 230 amino acids. The record is from RefSeq and is a predicted model, not a curated record. Gene Ontology annotation, molecular function: structural molecule activity. NCBI's taxonomy places the organism in Eukaryota, Metazoa, Chordata, Actinopteri, Osmeriformes, Osmeridae. The transcript has a single exon. Gene Ontology annotation, cellular component: bicellular tight junction; plasma membrane. Gene Ontology annotation, biological process: cell adhesion; bicellular tight junction assembly.